CCUACUACGACUUCAUCACCUCCAAAACACAUUCGACACACCCUCACAACCAAAAAGGAAGAAAGAUAACAAAAAGAAAAGAUGACAACCCCAACCUUCCAAAUCCAUUAUUUCUCAUCCGCAACCACCUACACCGGCAAACAGACCGAAUCCCUCCCCGCCCCACUACCCCUCAACCAGCUCUUUGAUAUCCUGGAGUCCAAGUACCCCGGCAUACAAGAGAAGGUACUGAGUAGCUGUGGAGUGAGUCUGGGAGAGGAGUAUGUGGAUAUCAAUGAUUGUGAGGGGGUGGUGAUUGAGGCGGGGAAUGAAGUUGCUGUUAUCCCGCCUGUUAGUUCGGGGUGAUUGACUCCAUCUUUUUUUGGUUUGUUUAUGGAGGAAGGGGCGAGGAAGGGUGAGUUGGUGUGGAGGUUGUAUUUGAGUUUAGGGUAGUGCUACGUACAAUGGAAUGAAAGACAUAUAUGGAGCAGAAUAUGACAGAAAAAGAAAGAAACAGACAGACAGACAGACAGACAGG
Aspergillus caelatus is the source of this 517-nucleotide messenger RNA. Its product is annotated as MoaD/ThiS family protein. Gene Ontology annotation, biological process: Mo-molybdopterin cofactor biosynthetic process. The coding region runs from base 82 to 345 and encodes 87 amino acids. Gene Ontology annotation, cellular component: cytosol. NCBI's taxonomy places the organism in Eukaryota, Fungi, Ascomycota, Eurotiomycetes, Eurotiales, Aspergillaceae. The transcript is spliced from 2 exons. The record is from RefSeq and is a predicted model, not a curated record.